CCCCACACUACCCUUCUUCAAGCUCACACCAAACAGUCCCUUAACAGACUUGUCUUUCUCAAAACCCUCAUGGCUUCAACGGAAGAUUCUCUCAACCCACCUCCACCGCCACAGCAACAGCCCAUUUUACAACCGCCGGCGCAGCAACAACCGUCUACUCUCCUGCAAUAUCCGGAGAUGAUUAUAGCUGCAAUUGAAGCGUUGAAUGAGGAAACAGGCUCGUCUAAAGCUGCAAUCUCGAAGGAAAUGGAGUCAACAAACCUGGAUCUACCAGCGGCCCACUCCACACUGCUCUCUCACAACUUAAACAGGAUGACAGAGAGUGGCGUGCUGGUUAUGGUGAAGAACAACUACAUGAAGCCGGACCCCAACGCUCCACCCAAGAGGGGACGCGGCCGUCCGCCGAAGCCCAAGGCGCCUUUGCCAACUGGAACCGUGAUUUCCCCACCCAGGCCACGUGGACGUCCACCUAAGCCCAGAGAUCCGUUCGCUCCACCGAAAAAGAUGAGCUCAACUGGGAGCGGAAGGCCACGUGGAAGACCUCCGAAGAAGGUCAAGACAACCCCCGCUACUGCGCCUGCAAAUGCGAAUAACACUACCGGUGCCCCUAGGGGAAGAGGACGGCCGCCGAAGGUGAAGCCGGCAGUGGCGCCGGUGGCUGGUUGACCGACGAAAAAAAAGUUAAUGUAGUUAAUUUCUACUAAUUGAUGUUUUAGAUUAAUGUUAUCAUUAGUUGUGAGUGUUGUAAUGGAGAAGUAAGAGGUGUAAUGUAACUGCAAUUUGCAUGUAAAAAUUAUUCAGCAGCUGAUUAGGCCUUUUUAUUGCCCUUUUCUCCAAUAAUACUUUUUCUAAUAACAAAUUUAUAUAAAUACUAGGAUAAAUAUA
Molecule: messenger RNA, 885 nt
Organism: Mangifera indica (mango)
Lineage: Eukaryota; Viridiplantae; Streptophyta; Magnoliopsida; Sapindales; Anacardiaceae
Product: HMG-Y-related protein B-like
Exons: 2
Coding region: 70-666 (198 amino acids)
Biological process (GO): chromosome condensation; nucleosome assembly; regulation of DNA-templated transcription
Cellular component (GO): nucleosome; nucleolus; nucleus
Molecular function (GO): double-stranded DNA binding; nucleosomal DNA binding
Source: RefSeq, a predicted model, not a curated record